AUGGCGAAUAACACCUCUGAACCUCAGGAAUUCAUCGAGGCCUUCCUGGUCAAAAUGCUGGAGGAGAAAGAUGAUCCCAACACUGAGUUCAACAAUGAUAAUAUGGUGAUGACUGCAUGGAGCCUGUUUGCUGCUGGAACAGAAACCACAUCAUCCACCCUAAGACAAUCAUUUCUGAUGAUGAUAAAGUACCCUCACAAUCAAGAGAGUGCUCAGAAGGAGAUAGACGAGGUGAUUGGCUCAAGAGUGCCCACGGUUGACGACAGAGUUAAAAUGCCCUACACGGAUGCUGUCAUUCACGAAGUCCAGAGAUACAUGGACCUCAGUCCCACCUCUGUACCCCACAAAGUGAUCAGAGAUACAGAGUUCUACAACUACCACAUUCCAGAGGGUACCAUGGUCCUGCCUCUGCUGUCCUCUGUGCUUGUUGAUCCCAAACUGUUUAAAAACCCAGAUGAGUUUGACCCAGAGAACUUCCUGGAUGAAAAUGGAUGCUUCAAGAAAAAUGGAUUCUUCGCUUUUGGAGUGGGGAAGCGGGUGUGUCCUGGGGAGGCUCUGGCCAGAGUGGAGCUCUUUCUCUUCUUUACCUCCCUCCUGCAGAGCUUCACUUUCACCGGCACCAAACCUCCAAAGGAGAUCAACAUCGAGCCACCGUGCUCCAGCUUUGGCCGCGUGCCACAUUCCUAUGAUUGCUACAUCAAACUCAGGACUGAGGAGUGACCACUUUACUGUGGAGAGGUCACAGGCUCAGCUUCACAGUCAGCUGCUUGUCAUUAUAUAGUAACCAUAGCCUUACAUUUACCACCUUUUUUCUUGUAGACAACUAUAGACGGGUUAUUGAGUUGUAUGUAUCUUGCUAUUAUCCUCAGGUAGGAUCUCUAAGGUAUGGGUUGAUAUUUCAAGGCUAAUUUCUGUCCACAUUCAUGUAUUUUUAAGCUUGUUUUUGGUCAGGUUUCAAGAAUUCCCAUCAGAGAUGUUGCUUACCAUAUCUCCAUACUUUUUAUCAUACUCCCCUGCUUUGCUCCCUUGUAAAACAGGACAACAUUUCUGCACAGGCCUAUAGGUUCAUAUUAAGUUCUCUAUUGAAAUGUUAUGGAAACAGGACCAGAAGUUCUGGUGUUAAAAUGUAAGCCAAUGAAAUGUGUUUUGUUUUGUAGGUUGCUACAUGGUUAGGACUGUACAUAUAUACAUGCAAAGCACUUAGGGGUACUGUACACUAUGUAUACUGUGGGGGUCACUAUGUUAUUCUGCCUUUUGUAUUCAAUAUGACUGAU
Oncorhynchus nerka (sockeye salmon) is the source of this 1274-nucleotide messenger RNA. Its product is annotated as cytochrome P450 2M1-like. Gene Ontology annotation, biological process: xenobiotic metabolic process. The record is from RefSeq and is a predicted model, not a curated record. The transcript is spliced from 6 exons. Gene Ontology annotation, cellular component: cytoplasm; intracellular membrane-bounded organelle. The coding region runs from base 1 to 720 and encodes 239 amino acids. NCBI's taxonomy places the organism in Eukaryota, Metazoa, Chordata, Actinopteri, Salmoniformes, Salmonidae. Gene Ontology annotation, molecular function: heme binding; oxidoreductase activity, acting on paired donors, with incorporation or reduction of molecular oxygen, reduced flavin or flavoprotein as one donor, and incorporation of one atom of oxygen; iron ion binding.